Molecule: messenger RNA, 7778 nt
Organism: Cinara cedri
Lineage: Eukaryota; Metazoa; Arthropoda; Insecta; Hemiptera; Aphididae
Source: the annotation of a GenBank genome assembly
GUGGGGGUACAGCACCAAUAAGUCAAUCGCGGUAAAUGAAUAACGCUGAAAACAAAUAUUCGUUUAGGGGAGGGGGUAUUUUCUUCGGCUAUCUCUGGCGGUUUUUUAAUUUAUCUACGAGAACCGUCGCAGUGCGGGUUUCCAAACAGUUCUCGCAAAUUCACGUUAAAUAUUGGUCGGCAUCAAUGUUUGAAAACCACGAAUGUUUCAAUCAAAUACUAUUGGCUUACCUAUCGAGCGUCGAUAAUUAAAUCGAUCGUGUGUAUUCCGUUCAAAUAUGAUAAGAUAACCUUAUACACGACCUUAACAAAAUAAUAUACGCAACCUACGAGAUCGUAAAUUAAACGUAGUUAUAAAUUGGAUUUUUACCGUUAGUUUAUAUCUAACUAUUACAUAAAUAUGUAAUACAAUGAUUAGAAUAGUAACAAUUUUUAAAAUGUUCGUAUGUCGUAGGCCACGUUUAUUUCUGAAUUAUUAUUUUUCGUUUGUUGGUUCGAAACAUUAGUCGGUUAUAUUUUCACACCCGGAAAAAUACGCAUUUCGAGGUAAGACGCAUAACCUAAUUAUUGUUUUUCUAAAUACUUAUUACAACAGCUUAAACCGGCCAAAAGGAACGAGCAAUCCGGAUCCGUCCACGUCAGUUCAGUCCGUUAUGUCACGAGUAUAGCGAAAUUGACCGUGGACAGACGCCGAAACGAAUAAAAAAAUAUCUUUAAAAAAAAACACGUGUUUAGGCGACUGGACGAAAAGGAUUAAAUGUGCAGUAAAUGUCAAAAUAUUUACUGAUCCGUCAUAUUUGGAAUUCGACUGAACUGAACUGCAUGGAUCCAGCUCGCUCUUUGAUAAUAUUUUAUUAUGUCCUAUCUAUAACCACUACAGAAUAUGUAUAUUACUUUAGAAAAAUAUGUUGAAUUAUAUUUUUGAAUAUUAAUUGAAUUUGUACUUUCGGACAUUUUAUCGACGUCCUACGGACUAAAUGAGCUCUGACUCGGAAAUUUACUGGCGUUUUAUUAGCGGAUUUUAGUGAUAAAACUUUGUUUGAAUUUAAAUGUGAACUUUGUUUUAGUGGGAAGAGGGUGUUUUUUUAACAUUGUACACUCCUACAGACCUCCCCCCCCCGAACGGAGAUGGAGAUAUAUAAUAUUGUGAUAUACAUGGUACAGGUUAAGUUAUCCUAACUGGUAUCAAGGAUACAUCAAGUAUGCCAAAGGUAUCAUGGACGAUAUCAACGACGUGCCUUUCAGGGGUUUCAACUUUCAAUUCCCACUCCCGACGACUGUAUAUUGACGAAAACAUCGAGAAAGAUUUUUAUUUGAUUUCUUAUUCGGUUAUCCUAUAAAAUUUCUAUUUUAUGACACUUUUAGAUUCGGAGAGUAGCGAGUUCUAUUGGUUUCCCUACGAUGUGUGUUUUAGUAUUUUUUCUGUUUAUGAACAAUUUUUCUAUCAGAAAACCUGCUCCGAGGUACAGACUAUAGCACCUUUUCUGAAAGGAAAUUUUCUCUAGUUGAUGCGUUGAAGAGGUCAUUUUUUUUGAUACUCCAAUGGGAUUUGAGAAAAACCCGAAAGAAAAUUAUAGGUAAAACGAAAAAUAUUCACGGCACGCCGCGGCAUUACCGUUUUCAUUGUUUUUAUUAUGUUCCCAAAACUGUACUGUCAAACGUCUGAUUACGUCUGAUAACGUCCGAUCUGAGGGGGGUGGGGUAUCGUGCUGAUCACAAUGACUAGUUUAGACGAUGUGUAUUACCACCUUGCCAUUUGUACUUGUCGCUCGCGCCGGUACUUAUCACUCGCACUGGACUUAGACGUUCGCACUAGUUAUUUUGUGUACGGUAGUGUAUGGUGUUAAUAAGUAAUAACAAAAGUCGAUAAGCUAAACUUCUAUGAAGCACCGAGCACCAUCACCGGGCGGUCACGCGUUACGAGUGCGACCGCGAGUAGAGUCGAGUCGCGGAGGUUUUACUAAUGCUAAGCACUACGGUUUGCACGCGUGGUUUUAGUGCGGGUGAAAAGUUAUAUGCAUCGCGGAAACCAGGCGUAACGGUUAAUUAUCACAAUAGCGACGAUCGUUUUUCAGAUGCUUUGCGGCGACUGGACGGCGGCCGUGGUGUUGCUGGUGACGAGCUGCUUAACGCGGACGACGACUACGGCUCACCGGAUACUGGCGUACGAGCCGUGCGCGGGAUCGAGCCACUGGAACGUAAUGUCGGCCGUCCUGGAGAGCCUGGUGGACGCGGGCCACGAGGUGGUGUGCUUGACCAUGCACCGGGCCGCCGAGCGCUUGGCCGGGCACCCGAACUACACGUACAUCGACAUUACCGCGCUGACGGCGCGGCCGGAGGAAACGGCCCGGGACCUGGACUACGGGCAGGUGAUGAAAAUAUUCCGGUCGAACGCGUUCAUGAUCGGGAUGGCGCUGACCUGGGCCCAACGCCUGUGCGAGACGCUGGACGACGUGCCGGCGGUCCGGCGCCUGUUCGACGGCACCGACGGCGGCCGGCCGUUCGACGCCGUCGUCAUGGAGUCGCUGCACUCCGAGUGCCAGUCCGCGUUGCCCGGCCGGUUGGGCGGCGUGCCCGUGUUCUACGUGGUCCCGUGUCCGUUCGUCGACUGGAUGCCCACGGUCACCGGGUCGCCGGACCACCCGUCUUACUUGGGCGGCCUACUGACCGACCGCCCGACACCCGACAGCUUCGGCCAACGGCUGCACAACGCCGCGGUGUACGUGCACACAAACUUCUUGCGGUGGUACCUCGACGUGUCGGCCGACGCGGUCCGGUGGCCGAGGCCGCGCGACGCCGUGGUAUUCGUAAACACCCACUACUCGGUGGAACCGGCCCGGCCGCUCGGACCCAACGUCGUCGAGAUCGGCGGCAUUCACCUCCGGCCCCCGGAACCGAUACCCCAAGUAUGUGGUUAAGUGACGAGUGUCGGGUAAUAAACCACCGCGAUACCGUGUAUCGGCCGGUGUCGAGAAUAUCCGACUAUCGGUAAUCGGUCUUUUUAUAUUGAGAAACCGAUAUCGGAUCCGAUAUUUUUGAAACAAUAUUUAUUUUUUAACAUUUGUAUUCAAUAAACAUCCGAUUCCGAUAAUAACAUUACAAUACGAAACGAUCAAACAAUCAAACAACGAUCGUAAACUGCAAUUUAUCGGUAUCGGUUUAAGUCCGGAGCGUACAGCUCCUUUAGUUAUAAAUAAAACUUUAUCUUUCGGAGGUAUUUUCAGUUUAGGUUGCUAUUCGUAGAUCAAAGCGGUUGGCGGGCAGCGGUUGCACCUCUAAAAAUAACGGCGAAAGAAAUGGGAAGGGAUAAUUUUUAAGAACAUUAUAAUACAUAAUGUUUUUUUUUUAUUUUUCUACAACUAUGAAGAUAAUAUGGCGCACAGGGCGGUUUUUUAAGCACGCUCUCCCCGUUCGUAUGGUUAAAACGGUUAAAUUAUACAUGAAUUGAAACUCUGUUUUUUUUUUUUUUUAAUUUUUAAGUGCAUUGAACGACGAUAUUUCUGCCAUAAUUCGAUUUUUCGCAAUACUUAUGGAGUAUCCUAUAAGGUGAUAGCAAUUUUGGUUUUUCAAACGAGAAACUGCAUAUUAUAUGUUUUGACGAAAAUCAUUGAUUAUAUGAUUUUUUUUUGAAAACUUAAAAGUAUUAUAAUACAAAAUUUGAACGAAACGGGUUUUGAGUUAUUCUGCCUAAAUACUAAUAAAGAUGUUUCCAUUUGUGCAGCUAUUGUCCCCUUUAGUAUUUAAAGUAAAAUAACUCGGACGGUUUUCGUUAAAAUUGCGAUUUUUAAACAUUUUCAGAAAAAUCAUCUGAUUGAAAUGUAGGUUCUCCUGCAAAUACAGUAUUGUCACAGGAUACUCGUUGAGUGUCGUGUAAAAUCGUAAGUAUUCGAAAAAUAUAUCGUUUUUCACUAUGCGCUUAAAAUGUCCAAUUAUAAUUUAACCGUAAAGCACUGAGCACGUGCUUGAAAAAUCCCCCCCCUCCGCGUAAAUUAUUAUAAAUAUUUAAUAAAAAUGACUCAAUUAAGGGGAGAGGGGCGGGGUUAGGGACGUCAUCCUCGCUGCCCCUACCCUACCCCCUACCCCUCCUCCCCGGUUCGACAGCUCCCGUGAGCGACGAGCGUGACGCGACCGGCCGUUUUCCGUAUUAGGACAUAGCGGACGUCAUGGACAAGAGCGGCGAAUCCGGAGUGGUCGUGUUCAGUCUGGGUUCGUUGGUGGCUGUGGAUUCGUUACCGGACGAUGUGUUGGCCGCGUUCAAGUUCGCGUUCAGUCGUCUGUCCCAGACGGUCAUAUGGAAGUACGAAAACGAUCACAUGCCCGACAAGCCGAAGAACGUGGUUCUGUGCAAGUGGUUGCCGCAACGCGCUAUAUUGAGUGAGUGCAAAGGCCCGCGGUUGAACGCCACGCGGUGCACGUUAAUUUCGUACAGAGUGUGCCGCAUGGCGGCGUACUGGAGAGGUUAGGGGAUACAUUUCGUUUGCCGUUUAGAUCGGCUUGAAAAUACACGAGGAAUACGAGUAAUCUAAUACCGAAAUGCCGUAUAUUUCAGCCGCGUCGCGAAGAAAAAAAUUGCGGACGAAUCGAUCGUAGAGAUUGGCUUUUUUUUUUUUUUAAUUUUAGAAUCCGGCUUUUAAAACACCGAUAUUCUCACAGUCGAGUCGGGUACAAAAGAAACGAUUUCACGAUAUAUUUACGAUUCUAAUUCGUUCCGUCCACUCGUCGGGCCCGGGCCACUGCAGUCCCGUGAAGACACACAAUUGCGAUAUCGAGGGGGGGGNGGGGGGGGGGGGAGAUUAGUGGAGCGCCGUUCGUAAUCCGCACGCCGCGUAAAUGCCGUUUCAUUUUGAGUAGGGGGAGAAUAGUAGAGUAUAUUUUCGCUAAAAUUACGUGCGACAGAGAAAACAAAAUAUGUUAGUAACAUGAAGAUUUAAAAGUUAAUUUUACGUUAGGUUAUAAUAAAAUAAUCUACAAAAUGUUGUCACGGCUCCAAGUUUGUACACCGCAUCGUGUUUUAUUUACACAUUUAUAUUAGAGCGUUCCUUACUUGAAUCUUUUUGUAGUAUCUAUUAGUGGAAAAACUAGUUCGAAAUAAUUUUUAAAAAAAUCCUGUAAUUUUUCAGAUUUCUGCGUGACACCGUCAAAAUCAGUUUUUCUUUCCUCGAAGGACAGUAGUUGUUAGUCGAUUCCUACAUGUUUAGGAGUUCUUCGGGUACACUGAACAUAGGGACGAAUUAACGUCUUAAACGUUGUAAAAACGCGUGUAUUUUAAACGGGAAAAUUCAAUUGCCAUGGGGCACCGCCGAGCAACAAAAUAAAAAUCUGAAAAAAUGACAGGAUUUUUUUCACAACUAUUACGAACUAGUUUUUUCACUCGGAAACUUGUUCCGAGAAUAAUGAACGCCCCAAUGUGUAUAGUAGAACGCGUCCCUGAGACGAUUGAUCGCCUGUGCGUCGUGUGAUGUUGCAUUGAUCGUAUUUAUAUCGCACAAUAUCUGUUAUCUAUAUAAUUCAUAAGUCCUAAUUACGAAAAAAAAUUUAAAAAAUAUUGAAAUGUUUCAUCUCCCGUGGAAUCGACCUGUAGACAAUCGAACGGUCAUUUCAUAACUGAGAAUACCCAUGUCAGUUAUUCCGUAUACAUAAUAUGUAAUGCGUACAUUUCGGUACUUCGGUACAAUGAUAUUAUAUUGUUAUUCGUUUUCACGACAAAAUCGUCCGGGGUCGCGCGAACAUUAAUAAUCAAUUUCGAAAAUUUAAUUUUCUAGAACACCCGAAUGUGAAAUUGUUCAUAAGCCACGGAGGAAUGAACGGCGUGUACGAGGCGGUGGAUGCGGGAGUCCCAGUACUCGGCCUCCCGUUGUUCUACGACCAACCGAGAAAUGUGCAAAACCUGGUGGACAUCGGCAUGGCGUUGUCUUUGAAUAUCGAUAAAAUAUCGAAAACGACGUUACUAAAAACCGUUAAUCGAUUACUCGACGAACAAAGGUACAUUAAUGUUUUCUUUGUUAUUGUUCUUCUUUUCGGGCACUCUGUACUCCUACAAGAGUUUUAACCGUCAUCGCGAUAUCCCUACAUUUCUCUCUGUCUGGAACUAUCCUUAUACUCGCAUUCCCAAUCUAUCGGGGUCCUCUUCGACGAGAUCCAACCAUUUUUUUCUGGGUCUUUUCCCCCAUAAGAUCUCAGUUCAUAUAAUUGUUCUAAUCGCACUGUCCUCCCACAAUUUCAUUGUUGUCUUUUCCUGUAGCCCUCUGCUAAGUUUCCUCGUCCACGUACAUGUUUCGUCACCGUGAAUUUAUUGGUCUACACAAUUUCCUCUAUAUUUUGUUUUCGCACCUCCUAAUUCUUCUCUCAUUGGUAUUCAACGGUAGUCUAUGCUUCGUAAGUAAGUGUAGGCCUUAGUACCGCUCUUUUUAAAGACUUUUGACUUUAAAAAACAUUUUAGACCAAAGGACAUCCUUUUGGCCUUGAUUAUCCACAAUUCUAUCUUUAUCUAGACCAAUCAUUUAUCAUGCUCAGUACAGCUCCUAAGUCCUAGGUACCGAAAUUCGUUCUCUUUUUCAUCGAUUGCAUGUUUUCAUCUACGUGCUUUUAUUAUUUAAAUAAACUGGGAAUUCGAUUGUAAUUCCUAAUCCUAGCAAGUGUUCUUCCGGGCGAAGUAUGAUAUAUUAUUAUCGAACAAAAUUCUACGACAAAUAAUAAUAAUUCAUUAUUUCGUGACGUGAUUCCGUUCGAAUCACAGACAUGUUGAAAAAAGUCAAAUUUUCACGAUAAAUUCUGUUUAAUACAAAAAAAUACGCCCUGUGAAAUAUGCACGUGUAAAGCGGCCUUAUAUACCGAAACAUUGUAUUCAGUUUUUCAGAAAACGCCAAACGGGUGUCGUCCCUGUUCCAAGAUCGCCCGAUGAAACCCGCCGAUUCUGUUGUAUAUUGGGUCGAGUAUUUUAUCAGACACGGCGUUUCAGCUAACAUCAGACCUUUGUCGGCGGACGCGACAUGGACCAGCCAUUUUAUGUUGGACCUUUUGGUCGUCUUCGCGGGCGCAGUGAUCGCGGUGUGGUUUUGUUCGCGUUUGGCCAUUUUCAAGACGCUAAACAAAUGUUUACCGUCGAAAUGACGCGUCGACGUGCACUGAUUUGAAACAAACUAACCGCAAAACAGACUAUAUAAAAUAAUUAUUCGGAUGCGACGGGAAAACAUAAAAAAAAAUUAUUUUAAGAGUAUUUAAAUGUGUAUAAUAUCGUAUUACUCAAACCGACAUGCUAUAUUGUGAAUGAAUAUAGUAGAAAAAGGGCAAUAGGUGUAUAAUGCGUAGUCGUUAGAUUUUAAAAAUUGUCCAGCGAUGAACAAUUUUUUGAUUACGUUUACGUGGUGUCGUAAAUUUUUUUUUUUUUAUCAAGCAUUGCGACUUUUUGUAUAUAUAUAUCCGUUUGCUUUAUAAUAUCAUUUUAAUGUUGACGUUUUUAUUUGUUAGCGUUUGAAUUUGUCUUUAAAUGAACGUUAUUGGUACGAUUUUAAUACAUUUUGUACCGAUUGAAUAUUAAAUAAAAACAAUUGAACUGCGUACUGUACAUUUCGUAUUUUUUCUUGCAUAUUGUUUCCUUUAUAAGUGCAUAAUAAAUAAGAUAUGUUGGCGCAUGCAAAUCCGGUCUUUACUCAUUAGGUGUGUAGUAUUAUAUUGUUUUUUUUUAACUGUGUUUUUAGAACAGACAGUAACUAAUGACUAUUAUGUUUGUAAACCGACGGCCUUAUUAGUACAAAUUGUGUAUCAAUUAUUGAUAUUUCG